AUGAAUGAUGAGGUUGAAGUUGGAAGUGAAGAAAAAGGGUAUUUAGGUUCUUACUACAAAGCAACUAUUCUUUACCCUGUUGGCACUUGUAGUGAUUACAGAGUCAAGUACAAGACUCUCGUGAGUGAUAACGAUCAAACCACUCCACUAGAGUGGUUUAUACGUGCCUCUGAGCUCCGUCCUAUUCCACCUGAAAUUCCACGUGAAACAAAGCCAAUGGAAACCUACGAUAUCGUUGAUGUGUAUGACAAUGAGGGCUGGUGGAUUGGGGUCAUAACUGCCAAAGUUGAACAAGAGUAUCGUGUCUAUUUUCCUACUACAAAGCAGGAGAUUGUGUAUUCUGCUGAUAAGUUGAGGUUUCAUCAAGAAUGGUCUGAUGGCGAGUGGAAAUUUCCUUCACUUGGUUAA
Messenger RNA from Solanum stenotomum, 408 nucleotides. RefSeq names its product protein AGENET DOMAIN (AGD)-CONTAINING P1-like. The record is from RefSeq and is a predicted model, not a curated record. Lineage: Eukaryota; Viridiplantae; Streptophyta; Magnoliopsida; Solanales; Solanaceae. The coding region runs from base 1 to 408 and encodes 135 amino acids. The transcript has a single exon.